GCGCCUGCCGGCCCGGACCCGCCGCUCGGCGCGCGCAAGUCCAGGAGGGCGCCCAGGGGGCGCCGCUUCCCCUUGAGCUCCGCUGGGGGGCUGGUCCAGCCGCGCGGAUCCGGGCGGAAAGAGUCGGGCGGAGCGGGCGGCGGGGCAGGCGGCUGCUUGACAGCUGUGAGCCGAGCGGGCGCGCGGGCAGGUCCGCGGGAAGCGUACACGCUCAAGGUCAUGCCCUGACCACAGCUGCCCUUCAGGAGGCUGGCACGGAGCCACCCGGGGUCAUUGGGCUGUUUGUCAAGGGUGCGGCAGCAGCGGCUUGCCACUCUUCCUCCAUGAGCCCAGCCAGAGCCUCCACUGGGCACUUAGCACAAGAAAAACCCUGCAGGAGCCAGAGUCCAGAGUGUUGGGAUUCAGCAGGAGUGCCAGGAGAACUCCACACAGCUGUGCUGCCUCCUCUCCUGCCAGGCGUGUGGCUGGACACGAGUCUUGCUGAUGGUGGAAUUCAAGUCACCAGUGGCCAAAGUACCCUCCAGGUGUGAAGAGUUGCAGGUCCUCUGAGGAGCCAGGAGCUGCAAGGUUCUGAAAAAGACUUCAAGAAACUGACUAAUCUCAAUGGCUGCCCCUGAUGGGAGGGUAGUCUCCAGACCCCAAAGACUUGGUCAGGGGUCUGGCCGGGGGCCAAAGGGGCGUGGAGCCUGCCUGCAUCCCCUGGACAGCCUGGAGCAGAAGGAGACUCAGGAGCAGACGCCGGGCCAGCUAGACAUGCUGAGGAAGGCACAGGAAUUCUUUCAGACCUGUGAUGCUGAAGGCAAGGGCUUCAUCGCCAGGAAGGAUAUGCAGAGGCUGCAUAAGGAGCUACCGCUCAGCCUGGAGGAACUGGAGGAUGUGUUUGAUGCCCUGGAUGCUGAUGGCAAUGGCUAUCUGACCCCAGAGGAGUUUACUGCUGGAUUCAGUCACUUCUUCUUCAGACAGAAUAACCCAAGUCAGGAAGAUGCAGGUGAGCAGGUGGCCCAGCGCCACAAAGAGAAGGUGUAUCAGUCCAGAGGGAACGAGGAUCUGGGAGACAUGGGCGAAGACGAGGAAGCCCAGUUCCAGAUGCUGAUGGACAGACUUGGAGCCCAAAAGGUUUUGGAAGAUGAAAGUGAUGUCAAGCAGCUGUGGCUGCAGCUGAAGAAGGAUGAACCUCAUUUGCUAUCCAACUUUGAAGAUUUCCUGACCAGAAUCUUCUCCCAGCUCCAAGAAGCCCAUGAGGAGAAGAAUGAACUGGAGUAUGCCCUAAAAAGGAAAAUUGCUGCUUAUGAUGAAGAAAUCCAGCAUCUCUAUGAGGAGAUGGAACAGCAAAUCAAAAGUGAGAAGGAGCAGUUUCUCCUGAAGGACACAGAGAGGUUUCAAGCCCGCAGUCAAGAGCUGGAACAGAAACUGUUAUGUAAGGAGCAGGAGCUGGAGCAGCUCACCCAGAAGCAGAAAAGGCUGGAAGGUCAGUGCACAGCCCUGCAUCAUGACAAGCAUGAGACCAAGGCUGAGAAUACCAAGCUGAAACUUACCAACCAGGAGCUGGCCCGGGAGCUGGAGCGGACCUCCUGGGAGCUCCAGGAUGCUCAGCAGCAGCUGGAAAGCCUUCAGCAAGAGGCCUGCAAACUCCACCAGGAGAAGGAGAUGGAAGUGUACCGCGUGACAGAGAGUCUACAGCGCGAGAAGGCCGGGCUCCUCAAGCAGCUGGAUUUCCUAAGGGAAAGGAACAAGCACCUUCGGGAUGAACGGGACAUAUGUUUUCAGAAAAAUAAGGCAGCCACGGCAAACACAGCUGCUUCCAGGGCAAGCUGGAAAAACAGAUCUGGCUCCGUGAUAGGCAAAUAUGUGGAUGGCAGAGGGAUUCUUAGGAGCCAGUCAGAGGAGGAGGAGGAGGUGUUUAGCAUCCCAAGGAGAAGCUCCCUGGGCCUGAGUGGAUAUCCCCUAACAGAAGAGGAGCCAGGAACCGGGGAGCCAGGGCCUGGGGGUCCAUACCCCCGGCCUCUCCGCAGAAUCAUCUCCAUUGAAGAAGACCCCCUGCCCCAGCUCCUGGAUGGCGGCUUUGAGCAACCCCUGAGCAAAUGCCCAGAAGAGGAAGAGGUCUGUGACCAAGGGGCACAGGGACAAAUCCAGGAGGCCCCACCCCUGAAACUCACCCCCACGUCCCCCCGAGGGCAGCCUGUUGGAAAAGAAGCUGUGUGUAAGGAGGAAAGCUCUCCCUCUGCCCCCGACCGGCUCUUCAAGAUUGUGUUCGUCGGCAAUUCCGCGGUAGGGAAGACGUCCUUCCUGAGGAGGUUCUGUGAGGGCCGGUUCUCCCCAGGCAUGGCGGCCACUGUGGGCAUUGACUACCGUGUGAAGACGGUGAAUGUGGACGACUCUCAGGUGGCCCUGCAGCUGUGGGACACGGCUGGGCAGGAGAGGUACCGGUGCAUCACCCAGCAGUUCUUCAGAAAGGCCGAUGGUGUCAUCGUCAUGUACGAUCUCACAGACAAGCAGUCGUUCCUGUCCGUCCGGCGGUGGCUGAGCAGCGUGGAGGAAGCUGUGGGAGACCGGGUUCCUGUUCUUCUGCUGGGUAAUAAGCUUGACAACGAGAAAGAGCGGGAAGUCCCCCGGGGCCUCGGAGAGCAGCUUGCCAAGGACAACAAUCUGAUCUUCUAUGAAUGCAGCGCCUACUCUGGUCACAACACCAAAGAGUCCCUGCUCCAUCUGGCCAGGUUCCUCAAGGAGCAAGAAGACACAGUGAGAGAGGACACCAUUCAGGUCGGCCACCCUGCUAAGAAGAAAUCCUGCUGUGGCUGAUAGGGUCCUACCAGGACGGCCCCCAGCAAGCCUGAGGUCACAGAGCCUGCCCUGAUCCUGCACACGGCUCCUGCACAGAUGCCGCCCACGGGGGCCCGCCCAGUCCUUUUCUUUGUCAGUCACUCGCCUCCCCCAAAAGGAAGGGAAGCACAUCCCAUCAGGAGAGCUGCUCUUGGAGCAUCUCAGAGUCUUUUCUGUCCUUUCUCUUUCCAGACCCCAGAUGCCCAUCCCUCCUUUGUCGUCGUUGUUGUGUUCCCUGACUUAGUUUCCUAAGGGAAAGAAACAGAUGGGCUUUUCCAGAAAAGCCACCACGUGCCUUCUCCACCCCCCUUCUCCUCCCCUUGCCCUUCGGAGCCUCAGCACUGCUGUUGCCAUGACAACCAUGCGGGGCCCGACUUGCAGCUUCCUGCAGGCCAAAGGUACAGCACUCAGGUGCUGCCAGGGUGGUUAAUCUUGCUUGGCCCCUGUUCUCCAGCGGCCAAAGGGAUAUUUUAUACCUGCUUCGCGGACCUCGAGAUACCCAGGUUGUUGACUGCAGCAAACCAGGGUGGCCACAUUCUAUUCUACCCCCAGCCCGGGGGCUCUGCUCGUUCCUUACUCCCAGCUUUGAGCCUUCCCUCUCAGCACCAUGCCCGCUGCCUUUGUCCCCUUGGGUUUUCUGGAACGGUGCCUUAGGGAGAACCGACAGCCUUUCCUCCUUGCCCCCCACCUACAACCCUGACUCCAGGGUGGACUGUGGGUGAUAAGUGUACGCCUGGGGUUAGGGGGUGGGUUGACUUCCCACUUAACUUUGACUGAGAAAUGAAAAGAAAACUAGUGGAGAAAAGCCAUCUGCUGCUAAACAGAGCGACCAUUUCUGGAGGGUACAAAUGAGGUAUAUAUAGCUAUAUAAAAGCCAUUUUCUAAAUGUUUC
Molecule: messenger RNA, 3712 nt
Organism: Macaca mulatta (Rhesus monkey)
Lineage: Eukaryota; Metazoa; Chordata; Mammalia; Primates; Cercopithecidae
Gene: CRACR2A
Product: calcium release activated channel regulator 2A
Molecular function (GO): calcium ion binding; GTP binding; GTPase activity
Source: RefSeq, a predicted model, not a curated record